AUGAUAUCCAUUCAUCCUCUGUUUCUCGGAGUACGUAUAGAUAAGAAGCCAUAAGUUAGCGGUCAAAAGGACAUGCUUUCCAACAGACGUUUAGUUGAACCACGUGGUAGGGGGGGAGAUUGUAACUAUCCCGGCAGCCAACCGUUAAACCUGAACCGCAACUCGUCCGCACUGUUUUACUCAUUUCCACCGCGCUAUCUUUCUCAGCAUCUGGUUUACCCGUUCCUCUCCUUUCUGCUUUGUUGUACUUGUAGGUCAAUGACUUCAGUUUCGCUCGGAAAACGGAAAAGAAGGAGUUGAUGAAGGACAUUGCGAGUGAGCUCAGCGCCGCAAAAACGGAAGAUUCCGUCUCGGCCUUACCUGGUAUGACAACCGUACAUAUUAAUGCCUUCUCUAUCCGACCCUCCAUUUAAUCGGGAAUGCGGUCUUGUAGUGUAAUGUGUCCGUCUAUUUAACCUAGUCUGCAUCACGCCUUAUUCAGCAACGAUGAUGCUACCAGGAUGCAGAGAGAUGAAGUCACAAGGUCUGAUGGCGGCACCGCGAACUCCCAUUAAAUUAGAUGCUUUGCCACUAUUGCCUUGCGGUUACGUUCUUGAAUCGAUGCAUUGGGGGGGGGGGACAACCUCGAACAAACAAUCCGACCUGCCAUUGGACACCGACCUGUACUCAAAAUUGCCAGAACGCCUCACCAAAAAUGUCCAAUACAUAUGUAUUAUGAUCUCUGCCACGGCGUCCGCGGGCAUUUAAGCACUCCGCAAACCCCGUACGGUGGUUUAGACAAGUAGUCUGCACACCGUGUCCCACAAUUACUGAACGGAUGGUUGAUAUUGAAUGUUGGAGUGUGCGAACAUUCCUCGACUCUUACCCAAAGUCUUACGGUGCGUAGUCCUCAUCACGACAACCUGGACGACUGUUGACUGCCUCAGGUCCGAAUCCCCUACCAAGGCCCUUAGGAAAUAAAAAUCUCCCGAGUCAAAUCCCACUUCACGCUUGUUAUCAGCGGCUUAUGCGACUACUUUCAUAGAAGCGGUGUGGUGAUUGUGCUCACACUAGAGGUGCGUCAUGCGUUGCCUGUGUUUAAACCCGCCAAUGACAGGCUAGCCUGCGUACAACUGAGAUGGCACUUUGCUAACAUAGGUUCACGCCAUGGCAUAAACUGCAGGCCAGCGGGAUAGAGAAAUCUGCUCGCAAUCGCAAGAACGGGCUGACAGACCCCAUGGUUGUGGACUGCUGAUUGUUGUCUGGGACUGGAGUGGGCAGGCCUGGUUGGGCAUUUGCAAUAUCUUUACGCUAAUGGCAACUUUUGACUUAAUUCCCGAUACGACGAUGGUGAAGACUGUUGAGCCUUGUCUAUUAGAAACGGACUAGUUGUCACUAAUGCGUGCUUUAAGUAUCAUCGCAAACACCUGUUAAUAUAGUAUUCAAGCGAUAAUCGCAUUGUCAGUCAGAUUCACGGCAUUUUAUUCGGUUCUAUGUUUCGUAAAUGAGCUCAUGUUAUUUUAUCGGCGCUUGAGUCAGGCCACCCCCAAAAUUUCAUCUCCAUUCUGCACCCAAAUUGUCGUGUGCAAGACGCAUUAAUGUCAUACAAUUACGGCAGUCCAGCAUAGUCGAGGCUUCGCACACAGAAAUUUGAUCUCGUACUGUAACCUGAGCUGACGGAAAAGGCAGCUGCAAUGAUCAUCCGUGAUAUCAUCCCUCUACGAUGCAGCUGAGAAAAUUCAUGGAUUCGACCAGCAGCAAAGGAGUGACUCGGUCAGUGGAAAACCGUUGUAGUUGACUGCGCAAACGGCUUGAGUUAGGUCUCACAACGACGGUUUUUUUCCGCCAACUCCUAGAUACAACGUUAUAGUCAGUCAGAGAUGAUUGCGAAGUCCGUUGUGUUUAGAUGUUGACGUCCAUGUAGCAGGCUUCAGCCGUCAUGGACAUUCGAAAAUUCUGCGAUGCAAUUCGACGUGUCAAUGGUAGACCACAUGCACCGACUGACCCUCUUCACGAUGUGAGUGGUAGCUUUGUAGCUGACGUUUCGGUCAAGGUCGAGUGCCUGUGCUAUCACUUCGUACACCCUCAGGACCUCUAUAACCGACUCUCUCUCGCUCUUUCACCUCUGUUCGUAACUGCGUUUUACUACUUUCUGGCCUAUGCAGUAACACGUGACCCCUUUUCUAGAGAAUAAGUCAUCGAUGCAGUGCAGAGGCUGUGCAAAAAAGACGUCCGAGCGAUCUGACAUUCCUUUUGAAGUUCCCGAGUCUUGUGCAGACAUUAGCGCUCUAGCAUCAUGAGGGGAUUGGACGGACUUGGGGAGAUGAGCUCGUUCCUGAUGACUGGAGCUCGGUUAUCCUUGUGGUCCGUCUUCGUGGUCGAAGAAGUGUGAGAAAUGUCAUUGACGCUGUUUCAGAAGCUUUUACCAUUGUCAUCAGUGGGCUAUUUCAGAGUGGGUGCGACUCUAGAACCAAAACCAGCCAGGUCGGCUUCCUGGCUGGAUGUGGUUGCACGGAUCGGAUUUUCACACUGUCGGGCAUUCUUGGAUACCCCUCACGUCUUCCAGCAACUGACUAUUGUCUGCCCUGUCGACAUCUUCGUCGCGUUCGUUUUCUUGUAUCGUGAACAGUGUGGCAGAAAUGCAACUGAAUGGUAUACGGACAAGAGUCAACGGCAUGACCACCAGUGCCCACCAUAGCUCCCCAAUACGGGGGUCUUUGUCCACUGACGGAAUAACUCGGUUGAUAGCAGAACGAAGAGUCAGGCUGCAAUGGCUCCUCACCUUGACCUUUAUGACACUCACUGCUGCAAGAUCCGGGCCGUCCUUUCAAUAGCCUGGCGCAUGUAGUUGGAGCGAGGUCUUGUAGAAGGGCUGUUCUGCUUUACUGGCCACUAUUCAUUUUGACUAUGCUCAUUCAGGGGAAAUUCGUGGGUGUGCGAGGCGAGAGUGGGAUGCGCGCUGCAAGUGAUGCCAGUCCUGCAAUCCUGCUGACAUUUAAGUCACCAUUGCGCCUUUGGAUGUUUGGAGAUAAAUGAAGUAUCAGCUGUUUGGUCCGAUAGACAGCUGCCCGGUCAAAGGUUAACGGAUGUUAGACACGCAUCUCAGAGUCUCUGCGACUUCCUUUUAGUCGGGUUCUACGAUAUGGAUUACCCGUCUAAGCACUCAGGACCCACUUGUGUCGGUAAUGCUUCCAUUGCUCGACUCUAACCAAUAGUAUUUUUCACUCUCCUGGCUGCCCUCCUAACAUUCCCGCCGUUUUGCAACCACUUUGACUCGAAAUUUUCUGACAGUGUUACUGCCUUUCUCUUAAGUUUAACUGGUACUGAAUACUCGUACCAUCUUUUCUGUGGUCAUCUUUGACUGCCUUAGUGUGGCGCAUCGACACGUCCGGAUGCUGUCAACCCAAUAUCAUCAUCCUUUCCCCUAUCCCCACCCCAAUUCAAUCCUUCCGUCCCCACUAUCCUCUAGAUGGGAAAAUAUUCCCCUAAUUAAUUUCCACCAAAUGUCUAGACUCUCCAUCCAUACCCUGCUGUUGGAGCCUUUCAUUUUCGAGACAUUCUCGGGACAGUUAAACAACUUCCUUUAUCUGGUUAACGAGGGAGAGAUAGGAACAAGAAUCUUGAGGUCGUCUCUGGUGAUCUGCAACUCUGAGGGUACCCAGGAUAUUCAUGAGAGCCCGCCUGCUACGCUAAGCAACCCUGACCUCAGAGACCGCUAUCUGUUAGGAUUUCCGUCAUUCUUAUGGUAUUCCUGCAUCCUAACCUGAGUCAAGCGUCCCUUUGGCAAUAGUUUGAGGCGGUUAAAACAGUCCGCGCUUCACUUGUUUAACAUUCCUAGCCUCAUAACUCUCCCCCACUCCUAUCCCUGCUAGCUCGUCCGCCACCGACCUACCUACAGACUGCGAACCCACCAGCAUCUGCGCCUGCGGCUCAACCAGCGGCGCCACCCGCGGCACCUCACGCUGCCCAUGCUGCACAGCCUCCCAUGGCCAUGCCUUCACAAUAUCCGUAUUGGCCAGGCUACGGAAUGGCUCCCAGUAGGUCCAUCGUAACUACUCUGCCGAUGUUUCUGACUUCCUCUUCCACUCUUCGCCCUGAAAUAAUGACUGCGAGGCUCUGUCGACAAAUUCGCCGCUCGAUCUGCCUCGUGCAAUCACAGCUCAUAGUAGGAGUCUAGAUGAAUGCUCAGUGUUGUCGCUUUGGUCUGCAAGCACUUUGUCCUUCAGACUGCAUCUCUUAUAUAUCUCAGUUGUCCAAUAUUCCGACAAGUGUUUCGCUAAUUUCUUGCGACUUCAGCAUGGUCAAUCUCAGCCUACUCUUGUUUAAUGCCGUUGAGUUUUGUGUUUAGCACAACCGUUCCAACAGCCCAUCUUCUAUGAAAACAAGAGCAGUGGUUGGUUUAGGUUGUCAACUAUGUUUCCUCUAACUGCCCCACUCCAGGCAGGAAUCUGGUGCGUGGAAUUUCAUUAAAUGACUUUCACCUGUCUUUCUUUAGUGCCACCGAUGGGUCAGAUGCCACCGCUUCCGGCCUAUGGCGCCUACGGCUACCCGAUGCCUGGCAUGCCCAUGUACUACCCACCCCCCACACAACCCACAGCACCCGGUUCUCACCCUCCACACACCUAA
Spirometra erinaceieuropaei is the source of this 4605-nucleotide messenger RNA. The record is from the annotation of a GenBank genome assembly. Lineage: Eukaryota; Metazoa; Platyhelminthes; Cestoda; Diphyllobothriidea; Diphyllobothriidae.